This is a messenger RNA of Nothobranchius furzeri (turquoise killifish), 1725 nucleotides long. It is a transcript of the gene foxf2b, whose product is annotated as forkhead box F2b. The record is from RefSeq and is a predicted model, not a curated record. NCBI's taxonomy places the organism in Eukaryota, Metazoa, Chordata, Actinopteri, Cyprinodontiformes, Nothobranchiidae. Gene Ontology annotation, molecular function: DNA-binding transcription factor activity, RNA polymerase II-specific; RNA polymerase II cis-regulatory region sequence-specific DNA binding. Gene Ontology annotation, cellular component: nucleus. Gene Ontology annotation, biological process: animal organ morphogenesis; regulation of transcription by RNA polymerase II.
AUUUAUGAAACGGGAGGUCCAGCUUUGUGCUUUCCUCCGUUAAGGAGGUCGGUUGCCACCAGGCGCGUCACACAGCCCACUCAGCGCCGGGGUGACACCCAGUGGAGCCCCAGAGUCGAGCCGCAGCGCUGGACACUCAGUCUCCAGUGGAUAACCAGCUCCCCCCACUCUCCCUUCCUCUUCCUCUGUCAGUGCGCACCCGCCGUGCGUCCUGCAUGCGUCAAAGCAGCACCGUGCGUAACGGGAGAGUCGUGCGUAACUGGAGACAGGUUUCUCUCCAUUUUGCGCUCGAAUUCUGGGGACCACUUGUGUAGCCACUCACUUGCAUCGACGCGGACAGCUGGAACUCGCCCCGCAGCGCGUCUCCUCUCCCUCCCUCUCUUUUAUCUACGCCAGUUGUACGUCAGAGCUGACAUGACAACCGAGACCCCUCAGCAGCAGCUGGACCCUCCGCCUCCUCUGAGAUCCAGCCCGGCGUCCGGCGUCCUGCACUCCGCCAUGCUGAGCUCACAAGCCGCCACGGAAAGUUCGUCCACGAGCGUCAAAGGGAAGAAGACGAGCUCCGGUUUGAGGAGACCGGAAAAGCCGCCGUACUCCUACAUCGCGCUCAUCGUCAUGGCAAUCCAGAGCUCCCCCACCAAACGGCUGACUCUCAGUGAGAUCUACCAGUUCCUGCAGGCUCGCUUCCCGUUUUUCAGGGGUUCUUAUCAGGGCUGGAAGAACUCCGUGCGGCACAAUCUCUCCCUUAACGAGUGCUUCAUCAAGCUGCCCAAAGGGCUGGGGCGGCCCGGGAAGGGACACUACUGGACCAUCGACCCGGGCAGCGAGUUCAUGUUCGAGGAGGGCUCGUUUCGCCGCAGACCCAGAGGCUUCCGGAGAAAAUGUCAGGCUCUGAAGCCCAUGUACCGGAUGAUGAACGGAAUUGGCUUCGGGACGUCGAUCCUCCCGCAGACCUUUGACUUCCAGGCUCCGUCCGCCACCCUCGCGUGUCACAGCAACAGCUACAACCUGGACAUGAUGAGCAACUCCAUGGCAGGGGGAUACGACGGGCUCAGCGGUGGCCACCACGUCCCACACAUGUCCCCGAGCCCCGGAUCCACGUACAUGGCGAGCUGCCCCGUGCCCCCGAGCGGAGAGUACGGGCCGGACAGCAGCAGCAGCCCGGUACCGUCCUCCCCGGCCAUGGCCAGCGCGCUGGACGGACACUCUCCGUACGCCAGCACAUCCGCGCACUGGGCGUCCUCCAGCGGCUCCCCCUACAUUAAACAGCAGCAUCUGGCCUCCAGCACCCCGGCGUCCUCCGGAUUGCACUCCGGCAUGUCUCACUACUCCCUGGAGCAGAGUUACCUGCAUCAGAACGGCAGAGACAGCCAGUCCUCCGAGCUACCAGUGGGGAUUCCGCGCUACCAGAGCCACUCGUCGGUGUGUGACCGGAAGGAUUUUGUGUUGAACUUUAACGGGAUCUCGUCGUUCCACCCUUCUGCUGGGGGGUCCUACUACCACCACCACCACCACCACCACCACCACCCGCAGAGCGUGUGUCAGGACAUCAAACCGUGCGUGAUGUGAGCAGCGGAACUCCAUCACAUCGGAACAGUCACGUGGACAUCUUGGCCUUUUUAUUAUUAUAAUUAUUAUUUUUGUGUUAUUUUGUAAUUUUGAAGGAUUGUCACGCGCUUGCCUCUCACACCAAUGAAGGGCAUGAUUGAAGACCCCCCCCCCCCC